GUAUUGAGUGAUCUUAUUUGCAUGUAUUUGAUGGCCUUAGCUGCUGUGUUUGUUUGAUUUGGAUAAAGUUUGACACUUGUUAUUGUGUGAUGCAGUUUACCUUGUUCUUUUUGAGUAUGUGAUUCUGUUUCUUGUUGUGGAUACUAAGUCCUUGAUAAAUUGAUUGGGAGGUGAAUGAAAUGUGGAUUUAGAUGAGGGAGUUCUAAUAGCAGAGAGCUCAGCUGGACAGGAGUUGGCUGUACAGGAAGGUGAUUUAGUUGUGCAUGAAGGAGAUUUAGUUGUGCCAGAAUGUGGUUCAAUAGUAGAACCACAUGAGGGCAUGGAAUUUGAAUCUGAGGAUGCUGCAAAGAUAUUUUAUGAUGAGUAUGCUCGGCGGGUAGGAUUUGUAAUGCGUGUGAUGUCCUGCCGUCGUUCUGAAAGAGAUGGAAGAAUUCUUGCCCGUCGCCUUGGUUGUAAUAAGGAGGGUUAUUGUGUUAGUGUUCGAGGCAAGUUUGGGAAUGUACGGAAACCUCGUGCAAGUACAAGAGAAGGUUGCAAAGCAAUGAUUCAUGUUAAGUUUGAUAAGUCUGGGAAGUGGGUGAUAACAAAAUUUGUCAAGGACCAUAAUCAUCCUCUGGUAGUUGCUCCACGUGAAGCUCGUCAAACCAUGGAUGAAAAGGACAAGAGAAUUCAAGAAUUAACCAUGGAGCUGCGGAAUAAGAAGCGCUUAUGUGCUACAUAUCAAGAUCAGUUAACUGCAUUUAUGAAAAUUGUUGAAGAACAUAGUGUACAACUAUCCAAGAAAGUUCAAGAUGUAGUAAGAAAUCUUAAAGAAUUUGAGUCUAUAGAGCAGGAGCUUAUGCAGCAUAGAUAGUUUCCACGUCUAGUAAGUAGUUCAACAUCAUUCUCCAGGUCAAUUAGUUGUUCUAUAUUUUUACUUUUCACACUUUUCAUUCCAUAUCCCCACUUUACUUCUAUACAUGGUCAUAACCAUAGUAUUAAAGAUGUAAUUGUAGGAUAUUUUCCUCUUCGCCAAUUUGCAAUUUGUAUCAUAUAGAAAUGUGAACAUUACUAGAACUGCCCUUGCUGUAGUGAGGUUAACCCUUUUGGAUGCCGACAAUUUGGCUGAAGGUUUCUGUAUAAGACUAGCAAUUAGUGUUCGAGAUUUGGCAA
Messenger RNA from Ricinus communis (castor bean), 1152 nucleotides. RefSeq names its product protein FAR1-RELATED SEQUENCE 5. Bases 320 to 853 code for a protein of 177 amino acids. Lineage: Eukaryota; Viridiplantae; Streptophyta; Magnoliopsida; Malpighiales; Euphorbiaceae. The transcript has 3 exons. The record is from RefSeq and is a predicted model, not a curated record.